Fusarium coffeatum is the source of this 1188-nucleotide messenger RNA. RefSeq lists its product as uncharacterized. The record is from RefSeq and is a predicted model, not a curated record. Gene Ontology annotation, biological process: coenzyme A biosynthetic process. Gene Ontology annotation, molecular function: dephospho-CoA kinase activity. The coding region runs from base 1 to 1188 and encodes 395 amino acids. The transcript has a single exon. Lineage: Eukaryota; Fungi; Ascomycota; Sordariomycetes; Hypocreales; Nectriaceae.
AUGGCUCCCUCACUUCUCUUACUGCCUUCACCUCCUCAACCUCCAUCGCCAUCAACUCUCUCUGCUGCUUAUCGCGCACCUGUAACAUCCGUCCUUCAAAAGCUCAAGUCCGCAUCUUCUCCUCAAACUCUCAUAAUCGGACUUGCUCUCCCUAUUCUUACUGGUCCAUCAGCCAACUCAAAGAAAAUCGCAUGGUCAACUGCUCAGUCCCUUCUCGCGGGACUUUACACUCUCACAUCAGUUAUCUGCGCAAAGGAAGAUAUCCCCCUUGACGUGGGAGCUGGACAAGGGAGUGUGGAUGUGCGAGUUAUUCUCAUUGAUCAUGAGAAAGGACGACGCUAUGAGCCCAAUUAUGAGGCUCAAUUUGAGGCGAACUGCACGGCUGUGUUGGACUUAGCUGCGUUUGCGACAAAAGUUAGAUCAUGGGAGAUGGUAUAUCACCCCAGCUGUGAAGAAGGAUAUGAGUUAUUAUCUUCAUUUCUUCAGCUUGCGGAAAAGAAACAGACAUUUACGCAGAAUCAACUUGUGGCUAUUGAAGGUGGAAUCAGCUUGACAACAGAGCAGAAGCUUUCUUCAGAAGAACCACGACAAGGGUUCAAUACCGUCUGUCUGGGCGGCACCUUUGAUCAUCUACAUCCCGGCCACAAAUUACUGCUUCAUGCAAGUGCCCUCCUUCUCAACAUUCCUCCCAAGGACUCUGAUAAGACAUGCACACUUAUCGUGGGUAUAUCGAGCGAUGAGCUACUCGCGAAGAAGAAAUACGCAGAAGAGCUACAGCCGUGGACAGAACGUACUCAAACCGUUCUGUCAUUUCUCUCUACAUUACUCGAGUAUGAUACAACGGCUACAUCACCUCCAACACAAACCACACCGGACGAGACAAUCGCCACUCUUCGCGAUGGAAGAGUCAAAGUGCGAUGUAUAGUACUCCGUGAUCCUUUUGGCCCACCUGUUCACGAGGAAGAUGCCGAUGCGAUUGUUGUUUCUGGCGAGACUCGCAGCGGCGGCAAGGCGAUCAAUGAUCGUAGGACAGAAAAGGGUUGGAAGCCACUUGAGGUGUUUGAGAUUGAUGUGCUUGAUGCUGAUGAGAUUGCUGAGGAAGGGGUGAGUAAGACGGAUGACUUUGCAGCUAAGAUCAGUAGUACAGCGAUUAGACAGAAGAGGGCUGAAGCCAAGAGAUCAUCGUGA